Molecule: messenger RNA, 4303 nt
Organism: Pseudomyrmex gracilis
Lineage: Eukaryota; Metazoa; Arthropoda; Insecta; Hymenoptera; Formicidae
Product: proline-rich protein 36-like
Exons: 7
Coding region: 178-3873 (1231 amino acids)
Biological process (GO): regulation of transcription by RNA polymerase II
Cellular component (GO): nucleus
Molecular function (GO): transcription cis-regulatory region binding
Source: RefSeq, a predicted model, not a curated record
GCACCGCUGAGUCGCUGGUCCGCGCGCGUCAAACCUAUAUCGCUUCUGAUAUACACGCACACCGCGGGUAAAAGCUCGUGAUAUAUAAUCCGCGCACUAUGUGCCGUAAGUGUGUGUGUGCGUCAAGGGAUCCUAGAUGACUGUGGAAAUAGUGAGUGACACUUGUGCGGCAAAGAAAUGGAAAAGAUAGAGUUACUGGGCAGUGCUUGCUUCAGCCACGGCCCUUACACAUUUUACAAAGCAGUAAGAAUAGGUACCGGUCGUGUCCUGCGUCUCGGGAGUUUCUUUUUGACAAAACUCUGGAGCGAUGCCGACCUCGUCAGUAUCGGCGAGCUACAGCUGCUGUGGAUGGACAAUCGCGGACCGAAUCAGCCUCUGGCGUCUUUGCGGCUGUAUUUCUUACCUGAGAACACGCCAGACGGCAGGAGGGACACGCACGGAGAGGACGAGGUGCUGACAAUUUCGGAAAAGGUGGUCGUCCGCGUGCACGACCUGGUCACGUUUCUCUCGCCCACGUUGGAAUGGUCAUGGGGCCGAGAGGUGUCCUAUCCGACGACGCCGACGUCGUCCCCGGAGACAAGCCCGCUAAGAUACGAGUUGCCGCAACCGCAAGUCCUGACCGAUCCGGGAAUCGAUUUUUCGGAUGUCGACAAGCAGCAGAAGGAAUACGAGAGCAGCGUGAAUUUCGCCAGAAGGUCGGAUUACGGAUUUCAGACCAAGGUGGUGGUGCUCUCGUAUCCGAGGUACUGCCGAUACCGGGCGCUUCUGCGUAGACUCGACGGCGCCGAACCUUCCUGGCUCGGCACGGCGAUCGCGGCCGCGUUAGGGGGUUUCACCGCGAGUCCAGGCACCAGGGUACUUUUUUGCAGGGAUACCUUCGAUUAUCCCGAUCUCGAGACCCACGAACUGCUAUGUAAUCAUUUGGCACCGAAACUAAAGGGAAGACCGCGGAGGAAGCGUAAAAAGCGCAGUGCCUCGCCGGGUGAAUCUUCUAACGAAAGCGAGGCGUCGGUGGCCUCGACGUCGAAGAGCACGCCGGCGACCACCAGCAGCAGUCUGGUGAUACCCACGGUCGGCCGACCGCCCUCGUCGGCGGUGCGGCGGAGCGAGAGAAAAACCAGUGCGGAAGAGAAGAAGUUUAUCACGGACGUGCAGAGUUUUAUGAACUCUCGGGGUACGCCGGUCGGAAAGAUGCCACUGCUGGGCUACAGGCAGAUUGAUCUGUUCCUGUUCUACACGAAGGUGCAAAUGCUCGGCGGGUACGACACCGUCAGCGCUGGUCGUCUCUGGAAGACAAUUUACGACGACAUUGGCGGCAAUACGGGUUCAACUAGCGCGGCGACUAUUACACGCAGACAUUACGAAAGAUUGUUAUUACCCUACGAAAGGUAUCAGCGAGGUGAGGAAGAGAAAGAGAAAUUGAACAAUGGACGACGUAUCAAAACCACGAGCUUAUCAGAGGAUUUAGAUGUCAAGGAGGAAUCUAACGAUCUAUGUCCGUCGGAAACACCACCACCUGUAGAAGCAAUUUCCGCGAUCACGACGUCACCUCUGCAACCAAUAACGUCGUCAGCAACGACGCCUUCGCUCUCGAAUGAGAAACCAAAAACCGAAACUGGCAAAACGUCUUCGUUGCGUAGCGUACGAGUGAAGCCGGAACGUCUAAAGUCCCUGAACACAAUAAUCGCCAACAGUGCGACACCUUCCAGCCAGCAAGCUAAUCAACUGCCAAGUCCACCGCCAUCCUCCAACACAUCUCUUUCAACACCCAGUAGCACACCCUCCACGACACCCACAAGCGGCACCGGUAGUCAAAGCGUCCUCGAGAGACAACUCAACAGUCCGUUGAUAACCCAACAAGUUCCACCAUCGUGUUCGCCACCGGGCUUGCCCGUGACCAGCGUAGCGACGGUCGUUACCCUGACACCUCCACCCGAGAAAGACAUGAAAGAAAUUAAACUUGAUCCCAAGCAGACGACAUUAUUGGCGCAGGGCAAAGAAAACAUCCCGCUGUUUGGCGGCGAGAAGCCACCCAUCUACGUCGAGAAAACGAUGGUGCCGCCGGUCUCCAGGUCGCCCGAAGUGAUCGAUCUCGAGAACGAGAGCGACAACACGACACGAGACAAGAUAAUCAUCCCCAGUUUCAAGAAACGCAAGCUCGAGAUUCUGCGCGAGGGCGGUCUCGAAGUCACCGCUGUCGACUUGGAAAUGCGACCGAGCGUGAUUCAGAGCAGCGUCACACCGUCGCCGCAGCCACCGGCCACGAUGAGGAACGAGGAGAAGCAAUCGCCGAUCUCGCCGUAUUCGCAUCCCGUCACGCCUAAUUCCGUUCCCAAAUUGAUAUCCGUCACCGUGACGCCCGACAUAGGACACAUGUUGCCCUCGCCGCAGGAGCAUCUGAAUCAUCAGCAGCGCGGUCCGAUGAUCAAACAGCCGCCGGCUCAUCACAACAACAACAAUAGCAUGAUGACCAACAAUAACGUGAUGAAUAGUCGGGUGAUAAACCUCGGUAACUCGAAUAACACCGCGCUGUUACAGCUGUACGCGAACGCGAACGCGAACGCCGCACCACCGACUUCAGCGGUGAUCCCCUCGUCCGUGCAACAGCCAAACAGUCGUUUCGUUCCACCAAACAUUUUAAACGGCAGGUUGAUGCCGCCCAAAGUAACGCAAUCGAGAUCGAUAUUUAUGCACAACGAAAAAACGGUUUACGGGAAUCCGAAGGAAAUUCUCGGCUCUCCCAAGUAUCGUUCGCCACAUCCGCCUCAACAGCAGCAGCAACAGCAGCGCUCGCAAAUUCCGCAGAGUGGCGGCGAUCCCGGGCAAGGUGGUGUUCUCGAUUUGACGCAAAAGUCCAACGAGAAACCCACAUUCCCCAGACCCAGUCUGGAAAUAGUCAAAGUACCUGUAGUGCCGAGGCCUAAUCCGUUGAAUCUUGAAAUGCGGAAUGUACCCACGGCCAAAGACAAAUUGUCGGACCGACCUCUCGUCGACUGUCCGAAGCGUGCACCCUAUAUCCCCGCCUAUCAGAAUGUGAUCGACACACGGACCAUCGCCUCGAACAAUCUCGAGAUCACGUUGGUGAAUCCCGCGGGUAAGCAAAAGAACAAUCAUCAUCUGGGCCCACCUCCACACGUUCAGAUACCGAGUCCACCUAACAAGAGUAACGUGAUGGGAACGUUGAAUAGCGCGCCGAGAAGACAAUCGCAACUACACCCGCCCUCUCAAAUAAAUGGAAAGUACGCGGCGAGAAACGAGCCCGUUUCCCCGUACACGCCGAGGAAGCCGACUCAUCCUGUCAUACCGAACGUACCUAAUCUGAAUCAGCUGAAUCACACCUCGAGUCCAUUCCCUAGAAUACAGGCGACCACGAUGCAUCAGCAACAGAUGAGCAUUGACAGAAGGAAAGCGGCUGCGGAGAUCGCCAGAGAUCAUCAACAGCGUAGAAUUAGUGAGGGCGAGAAAUCCUUAGCCGCGCAGCAACAGCAACAGCAACAGCAGCAGCAGCAGCAGCAAGAAUCCAGGCAGAGCGAGGUCAACCGACGGCACAGUUUACCCAGCAUACCGUCGGGCUUCGUGCCGACAGUACCGCAAGCCAAUUCCACUCCUUACUCGUUGUCGCAACUGCCAAACGUGCCGGGCAAGUUUCUACCGCCGAUUCUGGACCCCAUGUACUAUCCCACGUUUUACAACGGCUUGUUCCCGCCGCCGCUUCCGCCCACGGCCGCUGUCGCCGCCGCAGCGGCGUCGCCGUUUCUGCCGCCCGAAUUUGGCGCAUAUUACAAGGAACUACUUGCUUCCUCGCAACCAAGACUGACGGGGAUGGCGGGGCAGUCGCCGCAUCAACAGCCGGCCGCCCCAACGUCUAAGUAGACAACGGGAUCUCAACAUGUAGGGUUUCCGGCAUAACGAUAGAGAGGAUGUUUCGAGUUAUUUAGAGAAGGACAAGGAUCCGUCGGACUUCGCUAUAUAAUUUGCGUACGAAGCGAUUUAAAAACUUGUAAGAGCGUGUCGAUGAAACUUAGAAAAAGUGAGAGAUUUAUUGUCUGCGUUAUAUUGUUUUUUUCUUUUUUUUUAUUCAAUUAAUAACUACGGCAACAAAGUUAUUCACAGUGUUCGUUUACGAUAGAGAGAAGAACGACGAUCCCGUGGAUUUUCGUGCGUAGAAAGACACAGUAAGGAUGUGAAACUUUAAUCCACGUCACGUGUGACAUUUUUGUCGAGUCGCACGAGAUUCCAGAGGGUCGUCGAUUAUUAGGAAAAAAAAGACUCUGUGAUAAAAAAAAAAAAAAAAAAAAAAAUG